This is a messenger RNA of Cimex lectularius (bed bug), 1658 nucleotides long. RefSeq lists its product as uncharacterized. The transcript is spliced from 7 exons. The coding region runs from base 24 to 1259 and encodes 411 amino acids. The record is from RefSeq and is a predicted model, not a curated record. NCBI's taxonomy places the organism in Eukaryota, Metazoa, Arthropoda, Insecta, Hemiptera, Cimicidae.
UUGCAACAGAAAUUAACUAAGUUAUGAAAAAGGAAAAGUCAAGAGGUACAAGACUCGGUUAUAUGAGAGCAGGUUAUGUUUACCCAUGCACCGAGACGACGAUUCGAGUCGACCAAGCUUAUCAGUCGCUCUCGCUUCCUGUCCACAGUCCGAACUCGACUAUGGCAGAUCGUGAAAUAAACGUUUUAAUUUUUGGAGGAUGCGGCUUCGUCGGGCGCAACUUGGUACAAUACAUAGUGGAAAACGACUUGGCGGCUCAUGUCCGGGUCGUGGAUAAAGUACCUCCGCAGGUGGCAUGGCUCAACAAGUCUCACCAGAAAGUAUUCAACGAUUAUAGAGUCGAAUUUAAAAGCGCCAAUUUAAUAAACCCAGCUUCCUGCAAAAAUGCAUUUUCUGAUAUGCAGUUUCAUUACGUAUUCAAUUGUGCCAGUGAGACAAAGCUAGGUCAGACAGACCCUGUAUAUGAAGAAGGUGUGUAUCAGGUCGGCAAGAACUGCAUGACAGCCGCUGCGAGUUGUAAUGCAUGGCGUUAUAUAGAACUCUCAACAGGGCAGAUGUACAGCAGUGAGAAGACUUGUCAUAAAGAGGAUGAUAAGGUCGAACCAUGGACUAUAAUAGACAAGUAUAAGCAUAAAGUCGAAGAGGAACUCAGUGAGAUAGACCUUAGCUACAAUAUUCUCAGGCCUGGGAUUAUUUAUGGAAUUGGUGAUAAGUCUGGCCUUGGUGCUAGAAUAAUUAUUGCUGGUCUGUACAAGUAUCUUGGUGAAAAAAUGACGUUAUUCUGGAGUAAGGACCUUUUUAUGAACACUGUUCAUGUGCGGGAUGUAUGCAGAGCUUUGUGGCAUUUAGCAACAAUAGAGAAAGAUGGGGGAAUUUACAAUUUGGUUGAUGAGGGCAAAACGACUCAGGGGAUUCUGACAGAAGCAUUGUCAGAAGUGUUUUCAAUCAACCACGACUAUUGGGGGAAUGUAGCUUCUUCUUUGUGCAAGGUUGAUAUGAACACAGUGGUCGACGAGAUCAAUGACAAACAUCUCGCUCCGUGGGCAAAACUCUGCAACCAAAACGGAGUUGUCAAUACACCACUCUCUCCAUACAUACACAAAGAACAAUUACAUAAUAAACAUUUAUAUCUCAGCACUGAUAAAAUAAAAUUGACUGGAUUUGAAGUAUCAGUGCCAGAAAUAACGGCUGAUUAUAUUAAGGAGAUAGUCAAAGAUUACAUUGACAUGAACAUGUUUCCAAAGUCCCUGUUGUCCUGAAUGUGACCAAGUUGUGUUGAAGCUCAGAUGAAAGUGUGCUCAAUUAAGUUACCUUCAAAUGAUACCGAAGAGGGCCAAGUAGAUUUUUAGUACUUAAUACAUUCGUCGAACGCCUUAAAUGCUUCCAUUUAUGUUGAUUGCUUUUGACAUAAUAUGUCGUACAAUGGGCUGAAUCACAAAUAGGUCGGUGCUACUUCUAGUUUUACGCAAUUUACAUGCAUUUAAUUAAUUAUAUUUAGGGGAUUUGGCACAGUAAGUGAUAAAUUAGUCACAGGGUGUUAAGAUUUUAAAUUUAUUCUAGAUACAUAGUUGGUAAGUAAUAAGAAAACAUUCCAAAAGUAUUGUGAAACAAAGUUUGUGUAAGACUGUCCUCUGUGCCUAAUCCGUUAUAUCCAUAAA